This is a messenger RNA of Saccoglossus kowalevskii, 1095 nucleotides long. RefSeq names its product calcium-dependent protein kinase 2-like. NCBI's taxonomy places the organism in Eukaryota, Metazoa, Hemichordata, Enteropneusta, Harrimaniidae. The record is from RefSeq and is a predicted model, not a curated record.
AUGCAGGCUCCGAAUUACGGCGUUCCACUGGCCACUACUGCCGAUGAUCGCAGCUAUGUACCUAUGAUAUUUUACCGAAUGUCUCGACGAAUGCAGAAGCAACGAUGCGAUGAGAGUAGAAUUAAACCGUCGCUUAUAGGCCGCUACAGAAAAUUCAGGUACAUCGGAUCCGGCAACUUCGGUCGCGUCUACCUUGUUCGAGACGAGCUUUAUGGGACGAUGUAUGCUAUGAAAGAAAUAGUGUGUAACAAUAGUACGUCUGUUGCAAAUGUUCUCACAGAACUAUUGGUUUUAAAGAGAUUACGACAUAAUAACUUGGUUGAAAUUGUCGAUCUCUUCUCCAUCUGUAUGGUGGUUUACGUUGUCACAGAGUUCUGCUUUGAUGGCAAUCUGUUAAAUUUUCUCUCCAGUAAUCGCGUGCAAGACACCGGAAGCGUGACUACCAUUAUGAGAGCUAUAGCGGACGGGUUGAGUUACAUUCACGAUAAUGGAAUUGUCCACUACAAUCUUAAGCCCGAAAAUAUACUCUUCACAAAGAAAUCGUCGAAAUCGGUUGCAAAAAUUGCUGAUUAUGGACUGGCCAAGGUUUCGGGAGACUGCAUACGCUAUGGUUGCAGGUCAUCCCCAUUGAACCACAGAGUAACUCAUUUGAAAGAACGUCCGGAACGCACCUCAAAACCAGAAUAUUUGUGUUUGUCGUCCGAAAUAAUUCAGGUCAUCCAUGAUACAGACAAUAAACGGAUGGAUGUGUAUUCUAUGGGAGAGAUAUUUGAGACAAUUCUACAUAUGGCGAAUUUCCGAACACCAGUGGAUCCCAGACUGAUACCAUUUCUCCAAUCGUUGACGUCUCUGGACUGCCAUGGCACACCAGGCUCGGCCCACGUUCUCAAAAUUCUUCGAGAAUUUGUUUCAGAAAAUCACGAUAGUCCACCGUUUUCAGAGUCUGGAGCCACAACACAGCUUCCAUUACCAAGUUUUAAUACCGAGGCAUUUACCAAUGAGUCGCGCGAGAGUUCACCCAACCCUAUUUCGAAAUGCACCGAUGAUCAUAAUCCUACAUUACCCUACCCAAUUUCAGGUUGUUCCGAUAACUAG